AUGUCACCCUAUACUCCCACCUCCAUCCAGACAACGCUGCCCAGCACACCACUACCACCAAACUCGCAGCGCCAGCCAAUCGCCACACAACGCCUGGUGGUACGCCCGUUGCAACAAGAUGAUCUCGAAGCUUUUCACAUACUUCGCACCCAACGCGAAGCAAUGACCGGUACACGUUUAGGAAGACCGGAUCGCAACAUGCAAGAGACCCAAGAAGCAUUGGACUACUUUCUAACCCCCAACGACGCGGAAGUCUUCCUUUUCGGUGCUUUUCUCGACGGAGAGCUGAUCGGUGAAGGUGGGGUGCAUACGCUUGAGUCAUCGGGAUGUGGAUGGCCAGAGAUUGGGUAUAAGCUAAAGAAAGAACACUGGAACAAGGGUUACGUGACCGAGCUUUUGCAAACAGUUCUGAAAGCUUGGUGGAAGUUGCCCCGUUGCAAGGUUGAAAUCAAGGUGCACCUGCAGAGCGUGGAUGCCGGAAAUCCACACGCAGAAUACGUCUACGCCAACACGGAAAUAGAUAAUUUGGCCAGCCAGAGAGUUUUGCAGAAGCUUGGAUUUGAACGAUUCUCGGAGUGGACCGAGCCGGAUACACAGGAGCACCGAUUGGGGGAACCUGUUACCUUGGUUGGUUAUAAGCUUUUACAGAAACUCAUGACUUGA
This is a messenger RNA of Neoarthrinium moseri, 663 nucleotides long. RefSeq lists its product as uncharacterized. The coding region runs from base 1 to 663 and encodes 220 amino acids. The transcript has a single exon. The record is from RefSeq and is a predicted model, not a curated record. NCBI's taxonomy places the organism in Eukaryota, Fungi, Ascomycota, Sordariomycetes, Amphisphaeriales, Apiosporaceae. Gene Ontology annotation, molecular function: acyltransferase activity, transferring groups other than amino-acyl groups.